Molecule: messenger RNA, 1569 nt
Organism: Pseudoliparis swirei
Lineage: Eukaryota; Metazoa; Chordata; Actinopteri; Perciformes; Liparidae
Gene: capslb
Product: calcyphosine-like b
Exons: 5
Coding region: 683-1309 (208 amino acids)
Molecular function (GO): calcium ion binding
Source: RefSeq, a predicted model, not a curated record
UCUUCCUCCUCCACUACUCCUCCACUACCUUCUCCUCUCUUGAACCUACUCCUCCUCUUUUCCCUCCUUCACCUCCUCUCUUCAACCUGCUCCUCUUCUCCUCCACCUUCCCCCCUUCUCCUCCUGAACCAGGAAGUGUUAGCCCAGGUGUAUGCUGGGAUGUCAGUGGGAGGAGCCAGUUUAAUGGAUGAUGCAUUUAACCUUUACUGAAACAUUGUUUUCGUGUCCCGAAUUAAUAAUUGAUCAGAUUAUUGAUCUGCUCUCUAAAAUGAACGCUGAAGAAUCAACCCAGAAUACAUGUGCAUUAUGUUUAUACAUGUGUAUAUGUAUACACAUGUAUUAUGUCUAUUAUCCUCCUGAGAAUGAGGGGAAAUGGUGUCUUUCAACUUCUUUUAGGUUUCACCAUUAAACCAAAAUAAAAGCGUUCUAAUGUGAAUGCUUGUAACAUGCUUUUAUUUUGAAACAACCAAGAAAUGUAGCGAACAAAAACAAACGUCUACUUCCGGUUUCGAAGGUGAAUGAAAUACUGCUUUCACAGUACAAGUACCAUCAUCUAGUACAGCCCAAUGUACAAUACCCUCAGUACUAGCCUGACCAGCCAAUCACAGGAGAGCACUAUGGGUCUCCAUGGUAACGGUGUUUGUGUCUCCAGCGGAAGAGGAAAACAUCGAGUCGGUGUUGGAUGGCGGGGACAUGGAGACACGACCGGGAGAUGGUGCUGAAGGCCCGGAGCCGGCUGUCAGAGAGCUCAGACCCGGUGGAGAGGCUCAGGCUGCAGUGUCUGUCCAGAGGCUCGUCUGGGAUCAAAGGUCUGGGCAGAACCUUUAAGAUAAUGGAUGACAACAACAACCGCUCGCUGGACCUGAAGGAGUUCCUGAAGGGCCUGAAUGACUACGGGAUCCUGAUGGAGAAGCAGGAAGCCACGGAGCUCUUCCAGCACUUUGACCGUGACCGCAACGGCACCAUCGACUUUGACGAGUUCCUCAUCACUCUGAGGCCCCAGAUGUCUAAAGCCAGAAAGGAGGUGGUCAUGCAGGCCUUUCGGAAGCUGGAUAAGACGGCCGACGGGGUGAUCACCAUUGAAGACCUGCGCGGCGUCUAUAACGCCAAGUACCACUCCAAGUACCAGAACGGGGAGUGGACGGAGGAUCAGGUCUUCAGGAUUUUCCUGGACAGCUUCGACUCCCCGUACGACAAAGAUGGAAAGGUGACCAACGAGGAGUUCGUCAACUACUACAGCGGCGUCAGCGCCUCCAUCGACAGCGACGUCUACUUCAUUCUGAUGAUGAGGAACGCCUGGAAGCUCUGAGCCGACGCCCGGUGACCCUCAGGUCACAUGAUGAGCUCUUCUCUACCCGCUGGAAUUAAUCACGUUAUAAAAUAAUGUAGUAACGCUUUAAAGAAUCAGUUUCAUCAGUUUGUUUUCAUGAAUUGAACAUGAUGGAUAUUUACAUCUUUAGAACAGGGGUCAUGAUGUGUAGGGAAACAAUAGGCAGUAUGAUUUCAUUACUAUUGUACUUUAUUGUACGCCAGAGGCUUUGUGUCAAUAAAACCAUCGGGUCAACAAUA